This is a messenger RNA of Penicillium salamii, 714 nucleotides long. The record is from the annotation of a GenBank genome assembly. Lineage: Eukaryota; Fungi; Ascomycota; Eurotiomycetes; Eurotiales; Aspergillaceae.
AUGCAUAGGGUAGCGGGGUCUCUCUCUCUCGUUGCCCGGGGCGGCUGUAAACAAAUCCAAACUUCCCAAUUUCUCUUUGUUCAUUUCUCCUCUCCCACCUUUCCUCUCUUUGGCCCCAGGACAUUCCACUCCCUAUCAUUCCAAUUCCACUACCCUACUAUUUCAAUCCGUUUCCUCUUCGAUCUAGGCACAAUGGACUACAACAUGGAAGACACUCAGAACCCGGUGGAGGCACAGAAAGUCGCCCAAAGAAAUGACACUCAGAGCGUGACCAAACGUCUCCAAGCUGAGCUCAUGCAGCUUAUGCUCUCGCCCUCUCCCGGCAUUUCCGCCUUCCCAGACGCCGACGGCAACCUCCUCGCCUGGACAGCCACCAUCACCGGUCCCACCGAAACACCCUACGAGGGUCUGACAUUGAAGCUCUCCUUCAAGUUCCCGAACGACUACCCUUACUCUCCCCCAACCGUCCUCUUCAAAACCCCCAUCUACCACCCGAACUUCGACUUCUCCGGUAGAAUCUGUCUCGACAUCCUGAAGGACAAGUGGAGCGCGGUAUACAACGUUUCUAGCGUGCUGCUCAGUUUACAAAGUCUUCUGGGCGAACCAAACAACGCGAGCCCUCUCAACGCCCAAGCCGCGGAGCUGUGGGAUUCAAACCAAGAGGAAUUCAAACGUCACGUCCUCGCCCGCCACCAGGAUUUGGAUGAUGAGUAA